This is a messenger RNA of Pongo pygmaeus (Bornean orangutan), 1759 nucleotides long. It is a transcript of the gene SBDS, whose product is annotated as SBDS ribosome maturation factor. Lineage: Eukaryota; Metazoa; Chordata; Mammalia; Primates; Hominidae. Bases 335 to 1087 code for a protein of 250 amino acids. The record is from RefSeq and is a predicted model, not a curated record. The transcript has 5 exons. Gene Ontology annotation, biological process: ribosome biogenesis; cytosolic ribosome assembly.
UGUCAGAGCUCUCAGCUCAUUGGCGAAAGUAAAUUACGCCAAGGAAAAGCACCUCCCUUUUUGGGCGUGGAAAGAUGGCGUAAAAAGCCACAAUGCGCAGGCGUCGUCGCUCACUUUUCCCCUCCCGGCUUCUGCCGCACCUGACGCCUGCGCAGUAAGGCUGGCAGACGCACUGUGGCGGCUGCCUGAAGCUAGUGAGUCGCGGCGCCGCGCACUUGCGAUUGGGUCAGUGCCGCGCGCCGCUCGGUCGUUACCGCGAGGCACUGGUGGCCUUUAGGCUGGGCGGUGCGGGUCAGCCCUGGUUCGCCGGCUCCUAGGUCUUUGAACAGCCGUGAUGUCGAUCUUCACCCCCACCAACCAGAUCCGCCUAACCAAUGUGGCCGUGGUACGGAUGAAGCGCGCCGGGAAGCGCUUCGAAAUCGCCUGCUACAAAAACAAGGUCGUCGGCUGGCGGAGCGGCGUGGAAAAAGACCUUGAUGAAGUUCUGCAGACCCACUCAGUGUUUGUAAAUGUUUCUAAAGGUCAGGUUGCCAAGAAGGAAGAUCUCAUCAGUGCGUUUGGAACAGAUGACCAAACUGAAAUCUGUAAGCAGAUUUUGACUAAAGGAGAAGUUCAAGUAUCAGAUAAAGAAAGACACACACAACUGGAGCAGAUGUUUAGAGACAUUGCAACUAUUGUGGCAGACAAAUGUGUGAAUCCUGAAACAAAGAGGCCAUACACCGUGAUCCUUAUUGAGAGAGCCAUGAAGGACAUCCACUAUUCGGUGAAAACCAACAAGAGUACAAAACAGCAGGCUUUGGAAGUGAUAAAGCAGUUAAAAGAGAAAAUGAAGAUAGAACGUGCUCACAUGAGGCUUCGGUUCAUCCUUCCAGUGAAUGAAGGCAAGAAGCUGAAAGAAAAGCUCAAGCCACUGAUCAAGGUCAUAGAAAGUGAAGAUUAUGGCCAACAGUUAGAAAUCGUAUGUCUGAUUGACCCGGGCUGCUUCCGAGAAAUUGAUGAGCUAAUAAAAAAGGAAACCAAAGGCAAAGGUUCUUUGGAAGUACUCAAUUUGAAAGAUGUGGAAGAAGGAGAUGAGAAGUUUGAAUGACACCCAUCAGUCUCUUCACCUCUAAAACACUAAAGUGUUUUCGUUUCCGACGGCACUGUUUCAUGUCUGUGGUCUGCCAAAUACUUGCUCAAACUAUUUGACAUUUUCUCUCUUUGUGUUAACAGUGGACACUGCAAGGCUUUCCUACAUAAGUAUAAUAAUGGGGGAAUGAUUUGGUUUUAAUUAUAAACUGGGGUCUAAAUCCUAAAGCAAAAUUGAAACUCCAAGAUGCAAAGUCGAGAGUGGCAUUUUGCUACUCUGUCUCAUGCCUUGAUAGCUUUCCAAAAUGAAAGUUACUUGAGGCAGCUCUUGUGGGUGAAAAGUUAUUUGUACAGUAGAGUAAGAUUAUUAGGGUUAUGUCUAUAUGACAAAAGGGGGGUCUUUCCUAAAAAAGAAAACAUGUUGCUUCAUUUCUAUUUAAUGGAACUUGUGUUCUGAGGGUCAUUAUGGUAUCGUAAUGUAAAGCUUGGAUGAUGUUCCUGAUUAUCUGAGAAACAGAUAUAGAAAAAUUGUGCCGGACUUAAAUAAUUUUCAUUGAACAUGCUGCCAUAACUUAGAUUAUUCUUGGUUAAAAAAUAAAAGUCACUGAUUUCUAAUUCUUAAAGUUUAUAAUAUAUAUUAAUAUAGCUAAAAUUGUAUGUAAUCAAUAAAACCACUCUUAUUUUUAUUAAA